AUGGAUUUGUUGUAUAAUCCCUAUGAGAAUCCCCAAGAGUGUGCUCAAGGGUCUCUAGACGAUGGUUGUGCCUAUGCAGAUUGGGAUGACUAUGAGGAAGCUAGUCGAGUUGCUACCACCUUCUAUGCUAACACCUCGCCUGGCAUAAUUAAAAGUAUGCUCCCAAGGGUUCGUACUAUUGUUCGUUUCAGACCUCAGGUACUUAACUCUGAGGACAGUGAAUGUGAGAUGACUGAUAUUCCCUGGAAAAAAAUAUCUGAUAUUCCCUGUGCAAAUAGACAAGCACAUAGAAGGAGGUCCGAAGGAUACAAAGUAAAAAAGAUUGAUGUUACAAAACGGAGAACUGUGCCGAUACAAGAUUCUAACUCUGUUUGUGGAGUGGUGCUGGUAGAUGGUUCUUCUUGUCUGGAGCACCCAGUUCAUGGAAGAAAGAGGUGCAGCUUACACAAAGGUAAAAGAGUCAAAGGCAACCCAAAAGGUUCUCCUACUAGCUAUCCUUGCCAAGUUGAGAUUGCAAUUACUGAGUUCGUACCUCGCCCAACUGAAGAUUUGGACAGCUCAGUUCCCAAACAGGAAAGCGAAAUAUUGCCCAAAAAUAUGUCUAUAAGAACUCUUAAGGAACCUUUGAGGGAAAGCAAUAGCUUGGAAUCAGAAAAUGUGAAUACUGGAGAAGCUCCUACAGAAGAUGGAGCACGUGAAAUCUCCAAGGAUGCUUGUGCCUUAGAAGAGAAGGCUUCCCAUGCUGAAUCUGAGUCUCAGGAGCAGCAGCCUUCUGGGAGAAUGUGGUUUGAUCUGCUCAAAUCACAGAGGAAAUCGGCGAGCGCACACCCAUCAAGAGGCUCAGGAUCUCAGAUAACAGCAAUGACAGAUAACAGGCCUUGCAAAAUGGUGUCAAUUGCAGGAAUGGAAAGUAAGGCUACAGAAUUGUACGCACCGCCGGCAAGCUCACCGGCGACCUCCACGCGCCACCCACCCACCCUCUGCGCGCACCGCCGCCCAUGCUGCCCUAGUGCCCCCACACCCGUCUAG
Molecule: messenger RNA, 1029 nt
Organism: Miscanthus lutarioriparius
Lineage: Eukaryota; Viridiplantae; Streptophyta; Magnoliopsida; Poales; Poaceae
Source: the annotation of a GenBank genome assembly